Molecule: messenger RNA, 1229 nt
Organism: Hibiscus syriacus
Lineage: Eukaryota; Viridiplantae; Streptophyta; Magnoliopsida; Malvales; Malvaceae
Product: 5'-adenylylsulfate reductase-like 4
Exons: 4
Coding region: 77-1033 (318 amino acids)
Source: RefSeq, a predicted model, not a curated record
GGGUACAACCUAAUCAAAGGUUUUGGCCUCGAUUCUUAACCUUCAUAAUCAAUCGGCAAACCACCGUCGGUAGUUUAUGGGUACGAAGGCAUGGCAAACGAGGUUGCUAAUAUUGGUUUUCUGGUGGAGGCUAACGUCCGCCGUCUUCGUUCCCUUUAGGGUUCCGUUAUGUCCCAAGGUCUCCGUUCCCGAUGCGAUCUUUGACUUCCGAGACUCCUAUUGUCCAAUUCCUUCAACACAUAUUGAAUCUAUCGAAUUCGUUGGUGUUACCGUGGGAGAUGAGGUUUCAUUCCAAAAGGCGCUUAACAUGGUUUACAAGAACAGUCAUCAAUAUGUAGCAGUGCUUUUCUAUGCAUCUUGGUGCCCCUUUUCAAGAUCUUUUAGACCAAGCUUCAAUAUCCUUUCUUCUUCUUAUCCUUCUAUUCCUCAUUUCGCCAUAGACGAAGCAGCUGUCAGGCCAAGCAUACUCUCAAAGUAUGGAGUUCAUGGAUUUCCUACUUUUUUCCUUUUAAAUUCUACAAUGCGUGCUCGUUAUCAUGGAAAUCGGUCUCUGGAAUCUCUCAGUGCAUUCUAUGGUGAUGUCACUGGCAUUAAGAACUCUCUGGAUACAAUAUCAUUGGACAGAAUCAGUCACUUGUCGAAUCAUGAGAAGCAUAAUAGCACUGAGCAGGAAAGCUGCCCAUUCCCAUGGGCAAGAUCUCCAGAGAAUUUACUUCGACAAGAGACAUAUUUGGCUCUAGCUACCACUUUUGUGCUUUUAAGAUUGCUUUACCUAUUGUAUCCAACUAUGCUUGUAAUUGCACAGUUUACACGGUUGGUCCGAAAUGUGAAAUUCGGGGCUUUGCUGGAACGUCCUUUGGCAUAUCUGAAACGAGCAAUUCAGCUGUUUAAUUCCCUGAAGGAACCUUGCUGCAAGAGGAGCAAUUUGCAAGGUGCAAUGAAUGCUAGAGCAUGGGCCUCUAAAUCCCUUGCAACCGUCUCAAUCGGUGAUACCAACACUAGUCGUGCUGUGCCGAUAACCGGAUGUCACUAACUUCGGUUGGUGUGGGAUGUACCUAUAUUUGUUUCCUGUGGAAUGUUUGGCCAAAUCUCGGGGAAGCAGGAGCCCUUUUGUUUCAUGAGUUGUCAAUGCACUAGCUUUGGUGUUAAUUUGAAUUAUGCUAUGUUAUAUUGAGCCUGUACUAGUUAUUUAUCUUUUGUUGAUAUGAUCUAGAAUAUGAUGUUUACAC